Messenger RNA from Cyprinus carpio (common carp), 384 nucleotides. Its product is annotated as IQ motif-containing protein H-like. The transcript is spliced from 3 exons. The record is from RefSeq and is a predicted model, not a curated record. The coding region runs from base 43 to 384 and encodes 113 amino acids. Lineage: Eukaryota; Metazoa; Chordata; Actinopteri; Cypriniformes; Cyprinidae.
UAACAUUUGUUGAACAUUUGUUUGGUCUGUCUUCUGCAGUCUAUGGCUCUAUCUCCCCAACAGCACAAGUCAGCAUUUAUCAUACGUCUGCUGAAUAACUCCUUUCACCCAAAGAACAAGGAGAUUGUGCAACAAAAUUAUGGGAUUCAGCUUCUUCACCUGCACAAGAGAGCCAGGGCCAGUGUUGGGACUCAAAGGGUGGUCACUGGCCCCACUUUGGGGAGUUUUACUGCAGCACUUGAAGGUCUGCCUAAACACCUACAACCCAAACCACCACCAGAAUAUAGAGACAUGAAUGCAGGGCUGCUACCCUCAGCAGCUGACCUCUCUUCAGUGCAAACCCCAGUACAGCCCAAAGCUGUCCAUGUGCUCCAGAGAGAGUAA